UGCUUAUGAAAAUCAGAAUGUUAGUAAAGAAGGGUGCAUUAUUAUUACUAUAAAUUAUUAUUAUUAUUAUAAAUUAUUAUUAUUAUAAUUUGGAACAAAAUGCUCAUCUAUCUGGAGCAGGCGGGCACAAGAGAGAGAUUAGCGAGUGAACAAUGUAGAGGAGCCGAAGAAACAGCAUAAGAUUCUCCUCCGAGACCAUCUCCAUCUUCACCAACCAACCAGGAUUUGAUUUCCCAAUUUCCAAUUUCCACUUUCCAAUUCUUACGCCAGUGCCGUUGGAGUGACUGAUUUCUCUGGGAAAGAAACAACGUAGGACUGAAGGCAGCCGCUGGUGAGAUGAAGGUGUUGACCGGAGAAGGCGGUGGUGUUGGUGGGAAGACGGUGCUGGUCGGGGUGAAGUUAGAUUCACACAGCAAGGAGCUGCUGACGUGGGCACUCGUCAAAGUGGCGGAGCCUGGUGACAAUGUCAUCGCCAUCCAUGUCCUUGAGGACCACCUCCACACCCCCUCUGAGGGGACUUCUUCUUUGCUCUCACUGGUAAAGACAUUCGAUUCUGUGCUCUCUGCUUAUGAAGGUUUCUGCAACUUAAAGCAGGUUGAUCUGAAGCUUAAGGUCUGUAGAGGCAAUUCUGUCCGGAAGCUUCUAGUACAAGAAGCAAAAUCAUACAAUGCGGCUGCUACAAUUGUUGGAACUUCCAAAACUCACCAUAGAAUCGGGUCAUCUGCCUCUGUUGCCAAGUACUGUGCGAGAAAGUUGUCCAGAAGUUUCUCGGUUUUUGCCGUUGAUAAUGGCAAAGUCGUAUUCAAGAGGAACGGACCUGAUAGCAAUGCAGAUAAAAUUCAAGAUAAUGAUCAGAACCAGAGUUAUGUAAAUACUAGUUUGUCACUGAUCAAGAAUGCAAAAGUACCUAAUGAUGCUAAACUUAAUCAAUGUCGACAUCUAAUAAGAAAAUCUUGUUCCAAGUGUGGCAAGAAAACGCUAAAGAGAAAUUGUGAGAAUUGUGCAGCGGAUUCAGUUUUUCGGGAAACCUCUGGGACUCAAUUACCUGAUGAGUCGGAAGGGGAAGACGGUGAAGAAAAUUCACUGGCCUUGGUACCAAUCCAAAGACUCGACAUUUCAUCAAACUCUAUCAAGAUUCAAGAUUCACAGUGUUUCAAACCUGGUUGGUCACUUCUUCGUCACACAUUUCUACCAAAGCGACAAUGCAUGGAGAAAACUGAGAAAAAGACAUCUGUUUUUGGAUGGGCCUUGAGACCAUUGAGCUGGAAUACUUCAGCUGUUGUCUAUCCUGAUCACAAACUGGUGAAUUCUGGACAGGAUCAAGAUUGUUCUUCCAUGCUGAAUGGAAUAAGUGGAGCAAUUGUGCCGUUUGGGCCUAACGCAGUCUGCCCUCCUCUAUCUCCUCACCAUGGCAUGGAGCCCCUUCCUGAAGAAUUUUUGGAUUUAUGUAAGAAAUAUUCAUCCAGUUGUAGACUGUUUUGCUAUAAGGAACUUUUGUUUUGAGUUGACUCAAAGUUGGAUGUUAUACUAACAAUUCUUAAAUUGCAUUUUUCAGAGAACAUGGUUGGUAAAGGUGGCAGUAGUAGUGUUUAUAGAGGGUGCCUUUCAGAUGGCAAAGAGUUGGCAGUGAAACUCUUGAAGCCAUCUGGAGAUAUCUUGAACGAGUUUGUUCAUGAAAUUGAGAUACUCACAACUUUAAACCACAAGAACAUAAUCUCCUUAUUUGGAUUCUGCUUCGACGAAAACAACUUACUUUUGGUCUAUAAUUUCAUAUCAAGAGGAAGCCUAGAAGAGAACCUCUAUGGUAAUAAGAAGGAUGGUAAUGCAUUUGGUUGGAAGCAGAGAUAUAAUGUAGCCGUAGGUGUAGCAGAGGCCCUCGAUUAUCUACACUAUGGCUGUGAAGAACCUGUAAUCCACAGGGAUGUGAAGUCUUCCAACAUCCUUCUUUCAGAUGAUUUUGAGCCACAGCUCUCAGAUUUUGGACUUGCUAGUUGGGCAUCAACGUCAUCAGAUAUUAGUAGCACAGACGUUGCAGGAACAUUUGGUUACUUGGCUCCAGAAUACUUCAUGCAUGGCAAAGUGAGUGAUAAAAUUGAUGUCUACGCAUUUGGGGUUGUAGUCCUUGAGCUUCUUUCAGGGAGAAAACCAAUCUACAGUAAAGAUACAAAGGGCCAGGAAAGUCUGGUGAUGUGGGCAAAGCCAAUAUUGAAGAGUGGGAACGUGGCCCAACUGUUAGAUCCGAGCCUGGGUAGUGACUACGACCAGGAUCAAAUUGAGAGAAUGGUUUUGGCUGCUAACCUUUGCAUUAGACAUACACCUAAGCUUCGGCCUCCAAUCAACCUUGUUUUGAAGCUUCUCCAAGGAGAUGAGGAAGUUACAAGGUGUGCAAGGCAACAGGUCAGUGCAUCAGAAGAACUUGAAGCAUUGGACGGAGAAGCACUUCCUUCUAACAUUCAAUCCCAUCUUAACCUUGCACUGCUAGACUUGGAAGAUGAUUCCCUUUCUACUAGCAGUGGUGAGCAAAGCAUCUCAUUAGAAGAUUACUUGCAAGGGAGAUGGAGCCGCUCGUCAAGCUUUAACUAGCCACCUUUUCAGUUUGAAACUCUUGAAAAUACACAUGGUGGUAUAUUAGUAGGGUUCCUUUGUACAUUCCUUUGUGUCUUUGUUCAGCCAGAGUUGUUGGUUGAGUCACUUAAACAAGGUCCUGGAAGUGAGGCUGUUCGCCAGAGGUUUGACCUCCUCCUUGAUCUAAUCGUUGUAUCGUAGCCUGAGUGUCUUAAGCUGUUUUGCCCUUGAAUUCACUAGUCUCUCUGUUCUUGAGGCAAAUGGAUUAGAGAAAAAAGUGGCAGGACACUGAGUAUCCGUUCUGUUCUGGUCAGCAUAAUAAUCGUUUCUUUCCAUAUGUUGUACAUGAAGGGUAUCUGAUAUUAGGAGAUAGGUCACGGCAUCCUUAACUUUCCGGAGUUUUCUUCUGUUUUCAUCUCAUCUUUUUAAUUGUAUUUUGCUACUAUUUUAAGUAUUUCUAUUGAA
This is a messenger RNA of Prunus mume (Japanese apricot), 3030 nucleotides long. Lineage: Eukaryota; Viridiplantae; Streptophyta; Magnoliopsida; Rosales; Rosaceae. The record is from RefSeq and is a predicted model, not a curated record.